Messenger RNA from Papaver somniferum (opium poppy), 848 nucleotides. Its product is annotated as dolichyl-diphosphooligosaccharide--protein glycosyltransferase subunit DAD1-like. The record is from RefSeq and is a predicted model, not a curated record. NCBI's taxonomy places the organism in Eukaryota, Viridiplantae, Streptophyta, Magnoliopsida, Ranunculales, Papaveraceae. Gene Ontology annotation, biological process: protein N-linked glycosylation. The coding region runs from base 162 to 527 and encodes 121 amino acids. Gene Ontology annotation, cellular component: oligosaccharyltransferase complex; membrane. The transcript has 7 exons.
CCGUUACCACCACCAUCACGACGCUCUUCUAGGACCAGAAAAACUUGACAAGGUUCAGAUCUUUGUUCCUUUAAAAUUCAAUCGACAAGUUGGUGAUUCUGUGGGUAAUAAUUAUAUAUUCAUCCAAGAGAAAACUGCAGUUGACAGAGAAGAAGAAGUAGAUGGCGAAAUCAACGACCACAGCUAGCAGCACUGCAAAGGAUGCUCAAGCACUUUUUCAUUCUCUUCGAUCGUCUUACGUCGCCACACCCACAAAUCUUAAGAUCAUAGAUCUGUAUGUUCUUUUUGCUAUUUUCACAGCUCUGAUUCAGAUUUGUUAUAUGGCAAUCGUCGGAUCGUUCCCAUUCAACUCUUUCCUCUCAGGAGUACUUUCUUGUGUUGGCACAGCAGUUCUAGCAGUUUGUCUCCGUAUCCAAGUUAACAAAGAAAACAAGGAAUUUAAGGAUUUAGCCCCGGAGCGUGCCUUUGCUGAUUUUGUGCUAUGCAAUCUGGUUCUGCAUUUGGUGAUCAUGAACUUCCUUGGAUAGGCAGUUGCGUUAUCAGGUGUAUGAAGAUAUGAGCCAUAAGUUGAUUGACAGGAUCUCUAAAAAUAAAGUUUUCAAAUAAAUUAUCUUGUUAAGCGGUUUUGAUCAUAUUUUGUAGAUGGAUAUAGAUGGGUUCACUCCGUUUCUGACAUUUUUCUUAGUAUCUAUACAAAUCUUUCAUAUCUAGCACUUUGUGUAGAUUAUUAUGUAUACAUAUCUAGCACUCCAUGUAGACAGUUCAAGUUUUCUUUUUCCAGUUAUUUCAAUGAUUCCUUUGGAAAUUGUGCCAGAUGGACGCAAUAAUCAUAAUUAUCUUUAGAGUGA